Messenger RNA from Aegilops tauschii subsp. strangulata, 1528 nucleotides. Its product is annotated as methylthioribose-1-phosphate isomerase. The record is from RefSeq and is a predicted model, not a curated record. Gene Ontology annotation, molecular function: S-methyl-5-thioribose-1-phosphate isomerase activity. Lineage: Eukaryota; Viridiplantae; Streptophyta; Magnoliopsida; Poales; Poaceae.
AGAGUCCAGAAUAUUCCUAGAGGACAGAGAAUAUCGAGAAUACGAGGAACCCAAGGGGCUCGAGCGCAAAGCGGCAGAGGGGUCCCGUUUGGGAAUCGGGACUUUGCUACGGCGCGGUGUACGCGACAACAUAAAGGGCAAGAUUGCGCAGUGCGGCCUCCAUCCUCUGUUCUUCACUUUUUCCAUCUGAGCCGUCCGAGCCCUCCGAAUUUCCCCGGCCAGAAUGGGCGAAUCCAGCGCGCUUCAGUCCAUCCUCUACGGCCGCGGCGCGCUUCGCCUCCUCGAUCAGAGGAAGCUGCCCCUCGAGGAGGUCUACAUCGAUGUCAAGGACUCCGCGGAUGGAUGGAAUGCGAUCAGAGACAUGGUUGUCCGUGGUGCUCCUGCCAUAGCCAUAGCGGCAGCACUGUCAUUGGCUGUGGAAGUUAAUGAUCACGAUUUCACUGGUACACCUGUGGAAGCAGCCUCAUUCGUUUCCAAGAAGUUGGAAUACCUUGUAUCCAGCCGGCCCACAGCAGUGAACCUGUCUGAUGCUGCUACAAAGCUUCAGAACUUAGUGUCAAGAACAGCUGAAACAGCAAAAGAUGCCAAAUCUAUCUUUCAGGUCUUUAUUGAAGCUGCAGAAGCUAUGCUAGUUGAUGAUGUGGCCGAUAAUAAGGCAAUUGGCUCGCAUGGAGCUGAAUUCCUUCAACGGCAGCUUGGAAGUUCGAGAAACAUCUCUGUUCUAACCCAUUGUAAUACUGGCAGCCUUGCAACCGCUGGUUACGGAACUGCCCUAGGGGUCAUUCGUGCUCUUCACUCUGGAGGAGUUUUGGAGAAGGCCUUCUGCACUGAAACUCGUCCAUUUAACCAGGGUUCCAGGCUUACAGCUUUCGAGUUAGUUCAUGACAAAAUACCUGCGACGCUGAUAGCAGACUCUGCUGCAGCUGCACUUAUGAAUAAUGGACAAGUUCAAGCUGUAAUUGUGGGUGCUGAUCGUAUAGCUGCAAAUGGUGACACAGCCAACAAGAUUGGCACAUACAACCUCUCGAUUUCUGCAAAGCAUCACGGCAUGCAGUUUUACGUGGCCGCACCAGUAACUUCGAUUGAUCUCUCCCUCCCGUCUGGGAAGCAAAUCGUCAUAGAAGAAAGAUCUCCAAAGGAAUUGUUGAACUCUGAAGGUGGUCUAGGAAAGCAAGUUGCCGCGUCAGGUAUAUCAGUCUGGAACCCCGCCUUCGACGUUACUCCAGCAAAUCUAAUUACUGCAAUCAUUACAGAAAAGGGUGUGAUCACAAAGUCUGAUCCUAAUGGAAGUUUCGACAUCAAAGGUUUCAUCGAAUGUGCCAAGUGAUGCUCUCCAGUGAGCAUAGGUUGGCAUGAAUGCGGUGGAACAUCCUUCUCACACAAUUGAUGAUAGGAUGCCCAUGUUGUACUCCCAGCAAUAAGAUCUUUCGAAGUGAGAGAAAAAUAAAGUCGCGUACGAGAUGUAUUGUGAGGAUGAGUGUUUGUUAUCCAAAAAGUAUAUUUAUAAAAAGAUGCAUCUUUUGCUAAA